Leguminivora glycinivorella is the source of this 1434-nucleotide messenger RNA. Its product is annotated as CD81 antigen-like. The record is from RefSeq and is a predicted model, not a curated record. Bases 280 to 1209 code for a protein of 309 amino acids. The transcript has 5 exons. Lineage: Eukaryota; Metazoa; Arthropoda; Insecta; Lepidoptera; Tortricidae. Gene Ontology annotation, cellular component: membrane.
GUGUCAUACAACACUGUCGUAUAUUUCAGUACUUGCACUGGCGAUUCGAUUUGAGUGGUAGCGAAAUCCAGUUUAAAGUGAUCUAUGAAUAUGUGGUAACUCUGUGCUAUCAAAUCCAGCUCUUAAACUGGUUAUUCUGAGCUAUCACUUCGCCUGUAGUAGACAGUAAAUUGUAAUAGCAACACAGCCCGCAAAGCGCCACUUUAUGUCCUUAUCAGUACUGCCAGGACAUUAUCACCUCGAUAUCGUUUCCUAAAACAGGUGCCGUUCAGUGUAGUGAUGCAAAUGAACAGUAAAACGAUACAAGGCGCAAAUAUGCAAAAUAUGAAGUUUACGAAGACGGAGGCGGAGUAUAACCUGAAGUCGAUUAGGUUUCUGCUGCUUACCAUCACAACUAUGUUUAUCAUAGUAGCAGGUCUGAUGGUGGUCCUCGGCUUCUCCGUAUAUUCCGAAUACCACGACUUCUCCUUCUUCUACGGAGCGAAGGGCGGUCGCUUCGUCACCCUAUCAGCGCUGUCGGUUUUCAUCGGCAUGGUGCUGCUGGUCGUCACUUCCUUCGGCUUCUUCGGCAGUCUUAAGCAGAGCACGUUGUUGGUCAAUUUGUACGCGUUCUUCCUGAGUCUGAUCCUCAUCGUGAUGCUAGUGGUGGUGAUCCUGGCCUGUACCCUGGACUCUGCAGUCGUGAUGAAAUACUUCUCCAUCCCCAUAUCCGAGUACACUGCUGACGCAGAGAUCCAGGCUGAGAUUGACUCGCUGCAGUAUUCACUAAACUGCUGCGGCAGCGACUCCUAUCUCGACUACCUGAACACAGAGUUUACCAGCAACCACUCCACCGUCAUCACCACCAAGGAAACAGAUGGCGACAUUGUCACUAUGGUCGUCCCUGCCUCUUGCUGCUCCAGUGCCGUGGAUGUCAUCUGCACGAGACUUAGGACUACUAGCUGCAAGGAUGCUCUUGUCAACAUGGUUAUACAGAACUCGACUGUCAUUGGAGUUCUUGGUGUUUCCGUGAUGUUUAUCAAGCUCCUCGGCAUCAUCUUCGCUCUCCUUCUGGCCCGCUGCAUCCGCAAGAGUAAGAGCGAGCGCGCGCUAAUCCAGUGGAAGAUCCGCGAACAGAUGAUUCUCGCGCGUCAGCACACUGAUGAAUUAAAGGCGGGUCAUACGGGCGUGACCGUGUCUUUGGAGCAACCCACUUCUAGCAACGCGUAAACUUAGUCACCAAAAGUGAUGCAUCUGGGCCAUUUUUUAGGGUUCCGUACCAAAAUGGUACAAAAGGAACCCUUAUUGGUGCCGCCCUGUCCGUCUGUCAUUUUCAAAGUUGUUCACCCCACUUUUUUUGUAACAUGGGUAUUGUUUCCCCGUGUGGUGACGGGUUAAGAAUUUCACCACCCCCUUUUUUCCCGUGGGUGUCGUAGAAGGCGACUGUGGGAUAUG